CGGUUUCAUCAAAAUCAAAACACAUCUAGAGCGGGAAAAUCUCUGUCUAUACAUCUCCAUCUCUCCUUCCUCUUUAGUUCAGUUGAGCACAAUCAGACUUCACUCUCUCUCGUUCUCUCUCUCCCUCUCUCUCUCUCUCCAUUUGAAUUUCAUCUCCUAAACAAGAACAAUGUCGAAAUUCGAAUACCCAAUGCUCCCACGCUCAGAUAUCAUAGCAAUCCUUAACGAAUCCAAAAUCGCAACAGUCUACGAGGACAAUCUCAUCAAUCCCAACCCCGAUUUCGUCUCCGACCUCUACACCAGGCUCCUCAUUCACCUCGAUUCUCUCCAGGAAGAUCCUGGGCAAAUCGAAUUUGCCGCAUUGGAGCAGCUUGAGAACCCAGAUUGGCACCGUGAUUCUGUUCGUGUCAUGAAUUUGUACAGCAAGAUUAAGGAGCUUGUGGCUUCUCUGGAGUGUCCUAAGAAGUUUACCCUCAAAGAUCUUAUACGCCCCGAUAGGGACAGGACCGAUCGGUUUCUCGGCACCAUACUGAAUUUCUUUCUUCACAAAGAUUCAAAAAUGAAUGAACUAAGACCAAUUGUAGAGGAAUUGACUCUUCUAGAUGAGCAGCGUAACCAGUUCAAAGAUAGAAUUUCCCAGUUGGAUGCAGAGAUUGCAGACUACAGUGAAGCAAGAGAAAGAGAGAGGCCGCUUGUUGAAGAGGUAGAGGUAAAAGUUAAAGAACUGCGUCAGACCAUUCCAAGCCUCAACAAUCAGCAGAUGUCAUUGAGGGCAUCUUUUCGAAAAAUGAAGGAGAAGGUCACAGAAAUGGAUGAGAAGAUUUCUAGCGCUGAGUUUGCCCUUGUACAAAGUGUCCAAGAAAAUGCCAAUCUACGUUCUAAAAUCAUCCAAUCACCAGAUAAACUACAGAGGGCUUUAGAGGAGAAGAAAUCAGAUCGAAUUGAGGUGAAGAAUGCUGAAAAAUCAGCAAUGCAAUCUUUUCAGGAGAAGUCUGCUAUUCUUGAGGUUUACACAAAGGCUGGCAAGAAAAUGUCCAAGCAUUUUGCCCAAAUGCAGACUAUACAAGAACAGGUGAAUUCUGCCAAAGCCAUUGAAAAAGAUCUUAAGGUUAUAAAAACUAAGCUGAGUGAAGAGGGAGUCUUGGAUAAGUCUCUUGAGGCUAAACUUGUUGAAUGGCAAGGAAAAGUGGAACAGUUGGAUGACCUAAGAAAGCAAUUAGAAGAAGAACGAGAUUUUAAGUGUGAGGAGGCUGCUAAAGAAUUGAAUAAUGUCAAGUUGACAGUGGAAUCGAGAAGGCAUGAGUUGGAAGCAAGGCAAAAGAAGGUUGAAGCCCAAGCAGCGGAGGUUGAUGGUAUAACUUUAAAGAUUAAUUCAGUAAAAGAAUCUGGAGCAGCUAAACAGCAAGAGUUGAUCAGCAAGGGUGAAGAGAUUAUGAAAGAGUUCCACCUAUAUGCGAACUCUAUUGGGGUCUUGCUGCCAAGGAUUCAAGUGGAGACAGAAGUUGAUCGAGAAAUGUGCACAUCCAACUAAGUCUAGUCAAACUUGUUGGGUUACUUGUCUGGUUGACAGCAUGCAACAUCCUUUUAAAAUUCCUUUGUAGCACAACUGAAGUCAGCAAUACACUAUCCUUGCCUUGAUGCAGACGUGAAGUUGGCUUUUUCCUCAAAGGGUUGUUUGUAAUUUGAUAUUGGCAGCAUUCAGCAUAUAUCUUUGUAUGGGUGUAAAUGAAGUCAGUAAUGGGGCUGGUCAAGGUUAAGUUGGUUUAACAUGGAUCAAGCACGAUCAGAAGUUUUAUGCCAAUACCUUUACCAUAACGGUAUCCUAUAUGGGCUGUUUAAGGCUGCGUUUGGUACGUGAGAUUGAUAAAUUUUUUAUUCAUAUUCUCAUUUUGAAAAACAAUAUAAACACAUUAA
Molecule: messenger RNA, 1914 nt
Organism: Vitis riparia (riverbank grape)
Lineage: Eukaryota; Viridiplantae; Streptophyta; Magnoliopsida; Vitales; Vitaceae
Product: kinetochore protein NUF2 homolog
Exons: 11
Coding region: 170-1531 (453 amino acids)
Biological process (GO): meiotic chromosome segregation; mitotic spindle organization; attachment of mitotic spindle microtubules to kinetochore
Cellular component (GO): kinetochore; Ndc80 complex
Molecular function (GO): protein-containing complex binding
Source: RefSeq, a predicted model, not a curated record